CUAGAGCAAAUCACAUAUUGUAUCACUUACAAGAUAUAACAUCAUAUGUUUGCUUUCCUAAAUCAGUGUAAAUGAAUCAGAUUUCCCUGUUUGUUCUCCUGAAGCUCUGCUGCCAUCAGUGAAAGACAAAGACAGAGUUUAUUGAAGGACAGUGAGAAGAUGAGUGAUACAGAACCCUGCAGAAUUAAACAGGAAGAGACUGAAGAACUAAUAGAUGUGAUGGUGAAGAAGGAAGAACUGGGUGAAGAUGAGGAGAAGCAUCAUGUCAAAAGUGAAGAAGAAACUCACAUAAAGAUCGAGCAUAGCUUUUCAGCGGAAAGAAAAGCUGUAAACGGUAUCACCUGCACUCAGUGUGGAAAGAGUUUCAAUCAGAAAAACAAUCUCACUAUUCACAUGAGGAUCCACACUGGAGAGAAACCGUACACAUGCACGCAGUGCGGGAAGAGCUUCAGACACUCGACAUCGUUUAAUAAACACAUGAUGAUCCACAAUGAAGAGAAUCCACAUGAAUGCGAUCAGUGUGGCAAAACAUUUCCAAAUAACUUCGAGCUGAGGAAACAUUUUAGAGUUCAAACAAACGAGAAGCCUUAUUCGUGUUGUGUGUGUGGAAAGAGUUUUACACGACAGUCGCAUUUGAGGAAACAUCAGAAGAUCCACACUGGCGUGAGACGGCAUAUGUGCUUCGAGUGUGGGAAGAGUUUUAUUAGAGCUGCAGACUUGAGACGACACCAGAUGAUCCACACUGGAGAGAAGCCGUACGUGUGUUCACACUGCGGCAAGAGCUUCAGACAUUCAGCACAUGUGAAAACACACGAGAGGAUUCACACUGGAGAGAAACCGUACUCAUGUAGUGUUUGUGGGAAGAGUUUCAGACGCUCAUCAAAUCUUAAUGAACACAAGAUAAUCCACACCGGAAAGAAAACGCACAAAUGUGAUCAGUGCGGCAAAACUUUUUUGAGGCCUUGCGAGCUGAAGGAACACGCUAGAGUUCAUACAAUGGAGAGGCCUUAUUCAUGCUCUGACUGUGGAAAGAGUUUUAAAAAUGUGUCAUAUUUAAAUAAACAUCUGAAGCUCCACACUGGCCUGAGAAAGCAUGAGUGCUUUGAGUGUAAAGAGACUUUCAUUUAUUCUGCAAGCCUGAAACGACACCAGAGGACUCACACCGGAGGGAAACCGUACACAUGUACUCAGUGUGGGAAGAGUUUCAUACAAUCAUCGCACCUUAACAAACACAUGAAGAUCAACACUAGAGAGAAAACACAUAUGUCAUCAUAACAUAACGCAACACUUUCCUUUAAGGGUAUUUAAGUAGCACAUUUAUCUAUUAGGUGACAGGACGACUGGUUGCCAUCAUUCAUUCAUUUUCUGCCGCUUUUCCGGGGCCGGGUCGCGGGGGUAGCAGUCUUAGGAGAGAACCCCAGACUUCCCUCUCCCUAGCCACUUCCUCCAGCUCUUCCGGUGGGAUCAUGAGGCAAUCCCAGGCCAGCCGAGAGACAUAGUCCCUCCAGCAUGUCUUGAGUCUUCACUGAGGCCUCCUCCCAGUGGGACAUGCCUGAACACCUUCCCAGGUAGGCGUCCAGGAGGAAUCCGAAACAGAUGCCUGAGCCACUUCAGCUGACUUCUCUCGAUGUGGAGGAGCUGCAGCUCCACUCCGAGCUCAUCCCGGGUAUCAGAGCUCCUCACUCUACCCAUAAGAGUGCGCCCUGCCACCCUGCGAAGGAAACUCAUUUCGGCCGCUUGUAUUGGAGAUCUUGUCCUUUCGGUCAUGACCCAAAGCUCAUGAUCCUUGGUGUAAGUAGGAAUGUAGAUUGAGCGGUAAAUCGAGAACUUUGCCUUUCGGCUUAGCUCCUUCUUUACUACAACGGACCGGUACAUCGGCCGCAUUACUGCUGUCGCUGCACAAAUCUGCCUGUCAAUCUCACGCUCCAUUCUUCCCUCACUCGUGAACAAAACCAAGAGAUACUUGAACUCUUCCACCUGGGGUAAGGACUUUCCUCCAACCUGGAGAUGGCAAACCACCUUUUCCCAGUGGAGCACCAUGGCCUCGGACUUGGAGGUGCUGAUUCUCAUCCUAGUCGCGUCACACUCUGCAGCAAACUGCCCGAGUGCAUGCUGAAGGUCCAUCUUCGAUUAAGCCAACAGAACAAAAUCGUCUGCGGAUAACAGAGAUGAAAUCCUGUGGUCCCCGAACCAGACUCCCUCCAUCCCAAGGCUGCAUGUUGAAAUUCUGUCCAUAAAAAUUAUGAACAGAAUUGGUGACAAGGGGCUGCCCUGUCGGAGUCCAACAUGCACUGGAAACAAGUCUGACUUAUUGCCGGCAAUGAGAACCAGACUCCUACUCUGUUCAAACAGGGAUGAGACGGCCCUUAGCAGAGCGCCUCUGACCCCAUACUCCCCGAGCACCCAAAAAUGGAUUGCAAUCCAGCGAAAGAUAAAUGCGGUACAGGGAUAUUCUUCUCCAGAGCACCUAAGCACACAGCUAAAAUAACAAAGGAGUGGUUUCACAACAAGUUCUAGAAUGGCCCAGCCAGAACCCUGACUCAAACCCAAUUGAGCAUCUCUGGAGAGACCUGAAAAUGGCUGUCUACCAACAUAUAUCAUCUUACCUGCCAGAACUGGUGACGAUCUGCAAGGAGGAAUGGCAGAGGAUCCCCAAAUCCAGGUGUGAAAAACUUGUUGCAUCUUUCUCAAAAGACUCAUGGCUGUAUUAGAUCGAAAGGGGGCUUCUACUAAAUACUGAGCAAAGGCUCUGAAUACUGAGGACCAUGUAAUAUUUCAGUUUUUCUUUUUUUAAAUAAAUCUGCACAAAUGUCAA
Molecule: messenger RNA, 2815 nt
Organism: Danio rerio (zebrafish)
Lineage: Eukaryota; Metazoa; Chordata; Actinopteri; Cypriniformes; Danionidae
Source: RefSeq, a predicted model, not a curated record